Messenger RNA from Sclerotinia trifoliorum, 1642 nucleotides. The record is from the annotation of a GenBank genome assembly. Lineage: Eukaryota; Fungi; Ascomycota; Leotiomycetes; Helotiales; Sclerotiniaceae.
CCUAGAGCCGGCAGCUUUCUAUUAAAGUUACGAUGUAGCUUCUUGCCCUACAAAUUUUCGGUUCAAUGAUGACCCGUUUCAAGGCAAUGAGCUGUUCAUGCAGCUACGACCAAUCAUAUGCAUCAAUGAAUACCGCGAAGGAUUCCGAGUUAAACACGAGGUUUGAUUGGCUCUAGGUCGCGCUACAAUGCUCUUAUGAAUUGAAGAGGGACUUGGUAGGGCGUGCCAAAGGGGAUCAAUACAGAGAAAUAGACAAUGCCCGCGGAAUCGCCCUGUCUAAUGUCACUCAACGUGGCUCGAGACUACCAUGGAUUGAAAUCGCUCAAUCAAUGAUGUUUUUGGCAAGUGAUAGAAGCUACCGGUGAUUGACCGAUGUGUUGUAUUGAGAAAAAAAAAAGGUGAGGUAGGUAAUGAGGUUUUUGGUGGGAUAGGUAGACUGUGGAGGCCCCUAGCUUUCCUCCGUUACCCGAUUAUUUCCCACCCUUCUCAACUGUACAUAUAUUUUCUCCACUACCAUUAACCUCUACCACUCACUCAUAAACAGCUUCUGCGCUGUUAUUGUCCCGAUUCUUCUCAUCGUCCAAAUCAUUACUUGGAAUUUACUCGGUUCUUCCCCAACACCAAGAAAAGGUAAGUUUCAUCACCGCUUCAUUCAUUUGUCAAUGAGUCGCGAAGACUCACGUUGCUGCCUAGCUGCCUCAAUGAGAAUGUCGAACUCUUUCCAAACCUCCAUAGACGAUCUUGCAGGCAUCGCUGCAUCUUUCAAUAAUUCAAGCGAGUGGAGUUUCCGAGGGAUUACCAUUUCAGCAGAACAAUACUCCGGCAACAUAGAUGCAGACCUUGCUGCACUCCCAGCAAAAGAUAUCGCUGGCAACGCAGACCCGGCGGCCUCAAAGGGCAACCAGUGCCACAAAUCUGCUGAUGGACCUGCACGGCCAUCUUUCUUUGGCCGUUGUCUAUCUGCCAGCACUUGUGCUGCGACUUCGUAUGUGAAUGCGGAGGCAUCCAUGAAACCGAACUACGCCCAACCUUCUUUCGAGUCGAUGUCACAAUUUUCGACUUAUAUCCAUACACCGGCCACCUCGGUUGAUGAGCACGGGGACGUUUCCCCGGUCCAAGAUGAUUCGGUCGAGAUGCAACAACCAUCUUUAUAUUCUCGGUUUCCCGCCUACGCCAGUGGCCCCACACCGCUAGAAUCUUGGUACAAUCAACAUGAGCGACACGAGCUUAUUGCUUACGAGUUGUCGUACCACAAAAGGGACUCAAUGGCACAAAAGGAGUUCAAGGAAUCGCACGGCAAAGAGGUUCAAAAGCUCAAGUGAUGGAGCAUCUAGAUAAGACGAGACGAAGGAUACGAAUGAAGGGUGUUUGGGUUACGGUUGAUUUGGGAAUACCUUGUUUUAUGAUUUAUUAUUUGGAUAUUUGUUUAGGAGAGCCGUCGGUCUAAUGAUGACGACACGAUUAUGUAUACCCAUGGUGAAAAAAAAAGGCAUUUGAGACUGCUGUCAGCGUUUCCGAGAAUAGGAAUAGAGAAUUGUUUUGUUACUUAUUGCGGGUAUUUGUUCACUUCACCAAAGAAAGCACUCCUAAGUGCUGUUUCGAUUAGGCAGUUAAAGGUUCUGUCUAAUAUGCUUGAUUACGA